AUGAGGCGCAUUCAGAUUAUCACGCUAGCGAAUAUUUUUGGUACUUAUGCCGUAUCCCCCCAAGAUAAUGGCAUGACUUCGAUCGUACAAAUACCUCUAAAUGGGCAGAGUGUGGGCGGUUUGACUUCUCCAGGUUUGCGCGGACCGGGGAGACCGGAAAAGGAUUUGGCGGCCAUUUCACUUGCGAAAGGGUUAACUGACGAACAAAUACUAUCCGAAAAGAACAACCAGCAAGAGAGGGAGGAAAUGAGUGCAGCUGCCAGAUCCGCCCAGCUGUCGUUGACGGAUACGGAUGCGAAAACGGUUGAGUCUGCCAAACGUGACUUGGAUCAGGCACGAAAAGAUUAUGACAGAGCUGACCACCGUUUGCGAGUGGAGUCUCAAAGGGAUCGUCAUGAGGAAACGAUGGCGAGGAAGGGAUCCACAAGGGCAAAGUUGAAGCACAAUAAGAUGUUGGAUCAAUUGGAGGACGAGGAUAAUGAAGUGAACGUGAUGGAUCAGCGUGUUAAGGGAGAGGAAAGGGAAGAGGCCAAUGAGCUAGCUGUGGAGAAGGCAGAAGGGUUAGAGGCGAAGGCCCGACAGAAGGCGGAAGGACUGACGGCAAUGGGUAAUCUGUCUGCUGCCGGCAAAAUACAACUCGCAGCGGACCUUGCGAAGAAGAUGCCGUCGAGCCCGGAGUCUGCUUUGCACGAGUUGCUCAACUGCUCCGAAAUCGUGGAGCCUGAAAGUCCCGAUGAAGUUGUCGAGGAAGAGCAUGCGGAGGACACUCUGAGUCACGUGGAUUGCGUGCCAGAUAUCGACGUGGGCAGUGUUCAGGACAUGUUGAAAAAGAAAGUGACCAGCUGA
This is a messenger RNA of Gregarina niphandrodes, 846 nucleotides long. RefSeq lists its product as hypothetical. The record is from RefSeq and is a predicted model, not a curated record. The transcript is spliced from 3 exons. The coding region runs from base 1 to 846 and encodes 281 amino acids. Lineage: Eukaryota; Apicomplexa; Conoidasida; Eugregarinorida; Gregarinidae.